AGAGUCCGUUUAUGACCUUCUCCCAAAAGAGCUACAACUCCCAUCAACCAGUGAUUGCAAUACAACACCAAUGAGUCAGAAAAGUGGCGGAGAGGUGGGCACACCUCCUCCUGCAGCCCUAGCCACAGGAAGUUCCCUCUGAAGCAGGGAGUGUCUGCAUAAAAAAUGGUCUGCAGUUCUCUGCUUCAUAGGUCAGAAGCUUGUUUAUUUUGUUUAUGUGGCUAUGUUCAGUCCCAACUAAAUUUCUUGAACUUAAAGAAACUACAAUUGGCACGCAUCAUCUGAAUUCAUAGAUUUAACAAUAUUUGGUUGUUACAUCAUUAACGUUAAUAUCAAUUUUCUAAAAGCCCAAAACAGUUUUGCUUUAUUAACUUGCCUCAUUAUCACCUUUUGUAAUUAUAAUUCAGAGAAACCAGCAUCUUGCUGAAAAAAAUAAUCUUUUCUUUUAUUAAUCAAACAAUAUUUUUUAAAUUGAGGCAUAUUUAAUUAAAAGUAAAAAUAUUUAUAAUAAGAAAUUUUAAAUAAUCAUAAUAUAAUGCCAGGCAAACCAAAAAAUAGAAAUCCAAAAAGUGGGGGGUGGGAAAACAUGCACAAUUUUUGUUGCUUGAAUGGGACUGCUAGCCAGUGCAGGUUGAAAUGCCUUUAUUUACUGUCCAUUGUACACACUGCAGAUGCCACCUCCUCUUCUAUCACCAUGGGUGGUCCUCACAGUUCUUUUACAACAUCCUCCAGCCCCACCAUGCAUUCUUCUACCUCAGUCACUGACCAGGCCUCAAUGAGAGUAGGCAGCUGUUUCCAGAAAGAUGUGGUAAGUAGCCCAGGAGUAACUGAGGUGCUCUGUGUGGAGAAGAAGAUGUCUGCUGGUGGUGGCAGUGGCAGCAGUGAUGGAACCCAGCAACACCAGAGUACACCCUCCAAACGCCGGACUGUUCUGAACAUCUCACCUCCUCCUGAAGACCUCCUAGACGACAGUCGUAUGUCUUGCCAAGAUGAAGGAUGGCAAGACUCUGAGCAGAGCAGCAGCAUCUGGAUGGAAGACUCAGCUUCCAACUUUAGUGUAAUGAGCUCUAAUUCCUACAAUGAUAAUACUGAGGUUCCCCGCAAGUCCAGAAAACGUACACCACGUCAAAGACCAGGUCCAAAGCCAGCAUCGGUAGAUGGGACCAACAUGGAUGUGUUUGAUGCAGACAGUGCAAAAGGACCUCACUUUGUCCUGUCCCAGCUUGCUCCAGAAAACAAGACCUGCUCCAAGGGAGGCAACGUUUCUGAAGGACUACAACCUUCACCACAAAAAGGGCAAUCUCUUUGUGGUCAGUAUCCCAGUAAAAGUGAGGGCAAGGAAUUAAAGAUUGUUGUGCAGCCAGAAACGCAGCAUAGGGCCCGUUACCUAACAGAGGGCAGUCGAGGAUCUGUUAAGGACAGAACACAACAAGGCUUCCCCACAGUUAAGCUUGAAGGUGUAAAUGAACCAGUGGUUCUCCAGAUAUUUGUGGGCAAUGAUUCUGGACGUGUUAAACCCCAUGGAUUUUACCAGGCAUGUCGUGUAACUGGUCGCAAUACAACACCUUGCAAGGAAGUAGACAUUGAAGGCACAACUGUGAUUGAAGUAUCCCUAGAUCCAAGCAACAACAUGACCUUAGCGGUGGAUUGUGUGGGAAUUUUGAAACUACGGAAUGCUGAUGUAGAAGCUCGUAUAGGAGUUGCAGGUUCCAAGAAGAAGAGUACUCGUGCCAGGCUUGUUUUCAGAGUUAACAUUGGUCGGCCAGAUGGUUCAGUUUUAACACUGCAGAUACCUUCAUCUCCUAUUUUAUGCACUCAGCCUGCUGGUGUUCCAGAAAUCCUGAAGAAAAGUCUCCACAGCUGUUCAGUGAAAGGUGGUGAAGAAUUGUUCAUCAUUGGGAAGAACUUCCUUAAGGGAGCACAAGUCAUUUUUCAAGAAAAUGUAUCAGAUGAAUCUUCUUGGAAAGCAGAAGCAGAAAUUGAUAUGGAAUUGUUUCAUCAGAAUCACUUAGUGAUUAAGGUACCACCUUAUCAAAAACCAAACAUAAGCUCUCCAGUUUCUGUUGUUAUAUAUGUUGUCACAAAUGCUGGUCGAUCUCACGAAGUUCAUCCAUUUACAUACAUGCCUGAAGAAGAUAAUUCUACAGAUAUUAAUGUAAAAAAAGAAGUUCCCGCUCCAUCUCAGCCCUGCUCAUUUGAGGAAGCUAUACAAACUAGAAAAACCAAUGCAUGCACGUUGGAUGAGGCAUGCUUGUUACCAAGUUCGUUGAUAACACCUGCGAUUCCUCUGGUCAAGAAUGAAGAUGUAACACCAAUGGAUGUUUCAUCCAGCCAGUCAUCUGCUUUCAAGAGUUCUGAUGUUGUUAUAGCAUCACCCCAGCAAAGCAUGGAAUUGAAUUCUAACAUAUCAUCCAGUACCAGCCCAUUUACUAGUUCUAUGGUACACCAACAAGGAGAGUCUGAAGAGAACCAGCAGAUCCCAUCUGCAGUCUACUCUAAAUCAGAGCAUUUGAGCACUAUUAACAAGCAGGAUAUUUCACCUACCAGUUGUUUUGAGGCUUCUGGUGAUUCCCUUCUUCAGCAAGUCACCCAACAGUAUCAGCGAUCUAGUCUCUUAUUGGAAUCAAUAGACAUUCAGUCCCAUGAGAGGUCACAAAGUGGAAGUGGUGUGGUGGACAUGCAGCAAUUGACAGAGACUCAGCAACAACCGUCUCUUCAGCAGCUUUCUUCUGGCCUCUUCACUCAGGAUAAUGGUGUUGCACAACUUGAAAUUGCUGUGAGGCAGCUUCAGGCGGGAGGUUUUUCCACAUCUAGCUCUGCAAAUAACAAUGCCAGCCUGGUGGUGCAGGUUUUAGAAGCUGCAGCCCAACAACAGCAACAACAGCUGAAUUCUGUACUUUUUAGUACUAACACUGGAACUGAGAUCAUGCAGCAACAUGCACAUGAAAAUCUAAAUAAUAGCAUCUUUCAAACAGGGAAUCAGUCUUCAAUGUUCCUUACUUCUGAUUCAGCCAUGAAUAAAACUCCAGAGACUGUGCUACAGCAGGCUGAAGGAGUGUUAACUGGCCAACAACAGCAACAACAGAUUCUGGGAAAUAUUAAUCUCAAACAGCAACUGCAGUCAGAUAUUUUCUCCUCCCAAAUAGAAGGAUCGUUGGCUGCCCCAAUACCAAUGCAAUGUGCAGUGUUUUCAGCAUCAUCGGAGAAUGAAAAUACGCAGCAGGCAACACCAGAGAAUUUGUUUCAGUCAGGUAGCCAAAGUAAUGCUAUUGAAGAUAAUGGAUCACAGCCAAAGCAAAUGGAAACUAGUAUGUAUCAGGCAAUACUUCAUAGUCAAAGUCAAGGUGGUACACUUUUUCAGCAGUCUGAAAGUCUGGUUCAUAGUGGCUCACAGCAACAGACAGCUUUGUUUCAGAAAACUGGAGAUAUCCUCUCCAUACAAACAUCUUUCCUUAAGCAACCACCAUCAAAUCCAUCUCCCUCACAGCUUUGUCAUUCCCAGAAUCCUAUGGAUGAGACGCAGGAUCCACAAGCUAAUAUCUUUCACAACCAGAUGCAUUCUCCUACACAGGAACAAGUUCAAGCUGCUCUCUUCCAGGCCCCUUUAACAGUAUUGGCAGGUUCAUCACUACAAGCUGAUCAACAGCAGCAGCAGCAGUCUACCACCAGUCUGUUUUUGUCAUCAAACAGUGUGACAUCUUUACCAACUGGACAGCUUGCUCUUGAAAGCAAGCAGCAAUCUCAGUUGUCUUUUUUAUCCUCACUUCAAAACUCAGGCCCACCUGAACAGUCUUCAGGACCUGCAGACUGGAACACAAUCUCACACAUGCAACAAAAUUCAUCGUUGGAGCAGCAGCAACCGCAGCAGCCACCAGAAGAGGGCAUGUUUCAAACUAUAUCACCACCUUCAGGUAGUAGCUUAUCUCAAAGUCAGCAAGGGUCACACUUCAAGCCUCCACAUUCUCUAGUCUCUAAUCAAGAGUCAGAGUCUCAUCAACAGCAAGCUGGUGUUCUUUUCAGAAGCAACAGCUUGACAUCUCAGAAACAGAGUCAGAAUUUACUUUUCAGUGGUCAGACCCAACUUCAAUCACUUGGCAAUACUCAUUCAGUUCAAGAGACACAGAAUCAGUCCAUGUAUUUGGCUCAGGGAGGCUUGGUAACAGUCAGUCAUCAAGAGCAACCACAACCAAUGUUGUUUGAAAAUCAGAGUUCUUUGUCUGGUGGAGUGACUCAAAGUGAACAGCUUCAGCAGGGACUCUUCCAUACUUCUCAGUCAAUUCAGUUGGUUCAGGGACCUAGCAGUGCUUCAGAACAGACAGUUUCCCUCUUUAUGCAACAAGCUUCUAUGUCUAGACUUCAAGGAAGUAUAUCUCAGCCAGAUCUGCCUCAGUCAGAUAUUUUCAACACGCAAAACAGUGUUGCCAGCUUGCAGAGUAACUCAUCUUCUCCAAUUCAGCAACCAGGAACACUGUUUCAGACAGCUGCAACUGGAUCAAUCAACCAGCAUAGUUUGUCUCAGCAAACAUCUGGCCUUUUCAUCUUUGGGAUUCAGAAUGAUUCUGGACAGAUGAUUAAUACUGACGGCACCACAUUGUCAGAUCAACUAAUUGCAAUAAGUCAGUCAAGUCAAAAUCAAAAUGAAAAUGAAGCUAACAUUGAGUCAUUGCUGUCACGCAGUAUAAGUGAAAGUGGGACCAUUUCCAAUGCACUAUCUACUUCUCAAAACAUGGAGAAGAUAGAUGAUCUACUUGUAAGUCUGCAAGAUCAGAGCAACAAUAUGAGUAACUCCUUCUAAUCUUACUAAUAUCUGAGGAUUUGGGCUUGAAGUACAUUUAACAUCUGAACUCUGGCAUGAAGUGGCAAUUGGAAUGUAUUUGCAGAGAUGAUACUUUGAAGGAAUACUGUACAUUGGAGCACAUAUGUGGCGUGUUGUUUUCAAUUUUGUCUUCUAUUUCUGUUUUUGUGUUUAUUUAUGAGGUACCAAGGAGAGUGCCUAACCCAAACUGGAGAAAGUUUAGCUAAUAUGUCAUAUAGUAUAAAAAUCAGAUAUACUUUACUGUUGUUUCCAUUUCAUUUCAGUACUUAAGAGAUGUUGUUAAAUUGCUCUUUUUGUCAGUAUUGACACUUUUUUACUCAAACAUUUUCCAAGAUCUGAACAGUGUAUUUUUUGUUUGAAGAAGAUUUCACGGUAGAGCGAGACCUCUCUAGGUUCUAAACGAGUCUGGUACCUGCACUGUUCUUUGUUCAGUUUUAUGACACAUUUUGUUAGUUAAAGUGUGCGGUGAAAUGUUUGUAAAGCUUGUCUGUGUUAAUUGUAUUGUUUGUUAAAAACUAUAAUACAGGAACAUUUUUUGUAAAAUACUUUUGACAUUAUAUUGUCAGCACUUUAUAAUGCUUUUCUUUGUGACCAGUUACACAAUAUCUUCAUGUAACCCUUUCCAUAAAUAUGUUACUCAAACAGUUUUGUUUAGAUUUUUGGAUUUUUAUGUCUCUUUAAAAAUAUGUGAAUUGUAUACUGUAAAUAUUUAUAAUAUUUUCUUAAUCAUGCAUGCAUGCAUGUUUGAGCCUUGCCAGACCUUUUAUAUUCUCUGGUUUCAAACCGAACUCACCUGACAUUGAAUAUUCCAGCAUUGUAAGCUUUUUUUCCAUACAAAUGAAUGAAGGGAGCCAUUUGCAGUGAGUAAUCAAAGCAAUUAUAAUAUUAUUUUCUAAAUGUCACAUAGUGUCCCAGUAUGUUUUCUUCUAUGUAGUUAAAUAAAAACUUUUAUAUAUUCUGAGAUUUUAUUAAUUUCCUGGCGAACAUGUAAUUCAUGUCAGCAUUAUACUAAAAUAGAAUACAUUGCCUUUUUUUCCACCAACUUCCAAAUCCAUCCUGAUUUUAAAAUUUUUUUGUACUGUGUAUAGUUUUUUAAACAAAUAUAGACAACAGACACAGUGUAGUAUUUUAACCUUUCAAACCCUAAGUGCAGCCAUCAUUUUGUAUUGUUUAGAGAAAAAUUGUUGUUUUAACUGCAUCUAUAGCGUCUCUUAAUUUGUUAAUUUUUGCUGACAUUUUUGGUGUUUAUUGUCUUUUUUUUUUAAUUUACAGUGUCAUCUCAUCCAGACACAUUUCUUAGAAUAUGUAGUAGUGUUGUAACUAUAGUUCUACACACAAGUCCUUAUUAGGCAGCUACAAUAAAUGUAAAGUUGAUGAAUGUUAUUUUGAAGAGACUGGGUACAACUCUUUUUAGCGGUCUUUUUUAAAUGAUUAUAGUCUGCUUUUUAAAGGUGUUUUUUUUUUUCUUUGAUUUCAUGCAUGCAGUACUCUGCAGCACUUUUUGCCAUUCCUCAAUUCUCUCCAGGAAAGGAUUGGGCAUGUACACUAUUUAAUAAGUGUUGUUGAAUUUUUUAUGAUUAUAUAAAAUGCUUUUUAACUUUUAUAUAAGUAGUAUAUACAUUUUAAAUAAUGUAGCUGAUGUAGGCCUCAGUCUGACUUUUACCAUUGUUAAGUAUAAUUUUUGAGGUCUAUUUUCUGCUUACCUUGUUCCCUCCCAUGAUAUAUGUACAGCACUUUUGUAUUUUCUUUGAAAAGGGACCUACAUGUAUGUGAAUACGUUUAGAUACACAUUACUGACAAGCUUAGGUUUAGGUAUAUGUUACCAUUUUCUGCCUACCGCUUUUGUAUAUAAGUAAGAGAAAUACUUAUUUCAUAUUUAUAAAUAAAAUAUAAUUUUACAUUUCAAAUAUAAAAUGCUUUUUUUGUUCUUUCCUUUACAAUAUUUUUAUCCUAAUGUUUAUCAUAAAAUAUUCAUUUUCUAAUCAAACUGUUUAUUGGUAUGUAUUAUCUUUAUUUGUUUACUACGUUUUAUAGUACAUAUUAGCGUCCAUUAAUUUAGUUUAUGAUCGUGAGUCCUAUUUAAGUGUAGUCUAUCUUAAUGUCCUUUGAAUAUGAUACCUUGAAGAGGUUUAUUACAAACAUUAGCCUAAAUGUAGGAUUUUUUUUUUUGUUAGUGUAUCUCAUAAAGGUUUCUGAAUACUUCUCUAUUGCCAAAAUCUUAACUCCUGCAAAAACACAUUCAUUAAAUACAUUAUUUUUAAUGUUGGAUAUGUGUGCUGAAUAGAUCAUUCUGUUUGGGGCCAACUAAUAUGGCUAUAAAGGGGAACAAUGUUUGUAUGACCGUGUGACCUUUCAGUUUGAGGAGGGUUUUAAUAUGUUUGUAAUAUAAUGUAAGUCCAAAGAUAGACUUUUUAUUUUUAUAAGGCAAUUUUUUUGGCCAAUUCUUGUGAAUCAGUAGGAACAUUUCCUUAUUUUCACAGAACUCUUUGUAUGAUUAUUAUACCUUGUUUUACUUAGUAACAUAGUUAAAUAAUAUGCCUUGUUCCAAUAACAUUAUGAGACUUUCUAAAACACUAUAUCUGUGUAGUGCUUUUAAAAUCUGAAAAAGAAAAUAAAAACGUAAACAAGCAAGUGCUAACUUGAUUUUUUUUCCCCCCUUUGAAAGGACCAUGUUAAGCCCAGUAAUGGAAACCUCUUAAGCAGAUACUUGAAACAUGUUUUGCCUUUUUUUAAAACUUACUUUAGUUUUCGUAGUCAAAGACAACCAGUUUAUGUUAUAAAAAUUGGCUAGAAGUGAAAUUGAUGCAUAUUAAGUAAUAAAAAUUAUAUGUGACUGACUUGUGAUUUCCCAAAAUGACACUGUUGCAUUUUUACUUCUUAUGUUUGUUUCAUUUUUGUACAAGCUGUGUCUGAGUAUUUAAAAUAUGUUAUAUAAAGGGCUAUCAUUAAAACAUGGUAAUAUUUACUUAUUAAUUUUAAAGUAACAAUGUCACAUACCUUUCUACUGUAUUAUCUUUCCCUGUCAUGAAAUUUUUGAUUGUUACUUUUUGCAUUUUCUCUGUUGAUGUGAAGUAACUGGUGAACUUCAUUACCCUGUAGAAUAGUACAUGUGUCCUGGUACAGUUUAGCGUCAGUGAAUGAAUAUAUCACUCAGACAUGGGUGGCUUUGGGAAAUACGGUUUGCAUACAUGUUUUAGUGACAAUGUGAAAAACUUUUUAAAUAUCAAAUGAGAAUUGUAUUUUGCUUUUGUUUGGGCGUUUGUAUACUCAUGCAGUAUAUUUCUGUAAACUUGCUGCUAUCUAUAUCAAUAAAUUAGAUCUGAACUUUUA
Erpetoichthys calabaricus (reedfish) is the source of this 8146-nucleotide messenger RNA. It is a transcript of the gene nfat5b, whose product is annotated as nuclear factor of activated T cells 5b. Gene Ontology annotation, molecular function: RNA polymerase II cis-regulatory region sequence-specific DNA binding; transcription factor binding; DNA-binding transcription factor activity, RNA polymerase II-specific. The transcript is spliced from 13 exons. Gene Ontology annotation, biological process: calcineurin-NFAT signaling cascade; regulation of transcription by RNA polymerase II; cytokine production. The coding region runs from base 536 to 4795 and encodes 1419 amino acids. The record is from RefSeq and is a predicted model, not a curated record. Gene Ontology annotation, cellular component: transcription regulator complex. NCBI's taxonomy places the organism in Eukaryota, Metazoa, Chordata, Cladistia, Polypteriformes, Polypteridae.